Molecule: messenger RNA, 946 nt
Organism: Dibothriocephalus latus
Lineage: Eukaryota; Metazoa; Platyhelminthes; Cestoda; Diphyllobothriidea; Diphyllobothriidae
Source: the annotation of a GenBank genome assembly
CUUGCAGAUGGCUGACGCGGGGAACUGGUGCUUGAUAGAAAGUGAUCCAGGAGUGUUUACUGAACUCAUGAAAGGAUUUGGAGUCGAAGGCUUGGCUUGUGAAGAAAUAUACGAUUUACAUGACACAAGCAAUAUUUCCGACGCACUGGGUCUCAUCUUCCUGUUCAAAUGGGAGAAAGAAGAAAAUAAUCCUGGAAAAUUGGUUACAGACGACCGGUUGAAGUCAAUAUUUUUUGCAGAACAAGUAAUAAGGAACGCUUGCGCCACUCAAGCCAUCAUCAACGUUUUAUUAAACCUUCCGUCUUCAAGUGUGAAAAUCGGCGAGACCCUAUCCGACUUUAAAUCCUUUGUGCUUGACUUUGAUAGCAAGAUGAAAGGCAAUGCCCUAACAAAUUGCGACAAAAUACGUUCAGUGCACAACAGUUUCAGCUAUCCCCAAACGUUUGAGAUUAACAGCAGCAAACAUGCCAAAGAAGAAGAUGCAUAUCAUUUCGUUGGUUAUGUUCCCAUCGAUGGUGUCGUUUACGAACUUGAUGGAUUGAAGGGAGUACCGCUGGAGCACGGCCCUAUUCCCACAGGGUCUUCCUGGAUUGAUGUCAUCAAGCCUGUGUUGCUUAAUCGUGUACAGGCAUGUGUUGAUGGACGCUUUAACCUCAUGGCCAUCGUUCCAAGCCGCCUCAAGUUGUACGAAACUCAGCUGGAGGAUAUGCUGAAGUCUGCAACGCCGGACACUGAACUUGUGGAACAGCUCAGACAAAACAUCGCCAUUGAGAAGAGCAAAGCGGCUGCCCAGCGUUCGGAAAAUCUCCGGCGCCGACAUAACUACCUACCCUUCAUCAUCGAACUGUUGAAAGUCCUUGCUGAAAAUGGACGUCUUGUGAACGUCGUGCGGAAGGCGAAAGAAAAGUCGGAAAAACUGCAGGAAAAAGCGGCCGUCAAAGCCUGA